CAACCAGACAAAUGAAUAUGAAUCACAAUGUCGGUGGCCGUGAGAGUACAACACAGAAAUAUCCAAUGACAGGUGGUCCAAAUUAAACGCAAAAAAUCUGAGUACAUCCAGAAAAAUUUUCCCCAGCUAGACCAAGCUUGAGGCCCACUCGAGGGAAUUUUCACAUCACUUCCCUGACUAUGAAUGUAUUUAUUUGUUGAAAAUCCAUCACCCAGUUCACCUCUGCAAACAUAACUACGCCCACCAGGCCAGGAGCAAGCUUUGAGUUUGAUCGACCACAUAAACAACAGUGAAAUUUGAAGCCAUUUUACCAGGCCAAGAUUUGGAUAUGCAGCAGAUAGCAAGUAAGAGAAAAUUCAGCGAUACACAAAUCAAGUACCUGGAAUUCAUGUUUGAGUCGGAGUCAAGACCAGAGUCCAGGAUGAAACAGCAGCUGGCUGAGGAGCUUGGUCUACAACCUCGUCAGGUGGCGACAUGGUUCCAAAAUCGUCGAGCAAGACUGAAGAUUAAGCAGAUUGAGCUCGAUUAUAGCAAGCUCAAAGCAAAAUUUGACACUCUAGCUUGCAGCUAUGAGUCCUUGAAAGAAGAGCAUCACUCAUUGAUUGUCCAGUUACAAACACUAAAGACUAUGCUUGGGAAGCAUCAACAUGGCAUAGAAAAUUCAGCACUGGACCAUGAUGAAAUCAGCGGAGAUGUCAAAUGCAUGAACGAGGACACAACAACUGAACUGAAAGAAGUUUCCAUCCUUGUAUCUGAAUGUAAUGAUCAUAUAAGCUCUGAGCCUUACACUGAGAAUAAGAAAGGAGAUGUUGAAAGCACUGUGGAAAACACUGCAGUGAUUAACAUAGAAGGCCACACAGAAUCAUCGAGAAACUGGUGCAAUUUUGAGUUCAGUUUUCUAAAGGAGUCAAGUUCUACUUCAGAAUGGUGGGAGUUCUGGUCUUGAACCAGCGGGCAGCAUCCCCUCAAAUUAGAUCAGAAUAUGUAAGAUUAUACCCUCAUAGUUUGGAGAGACUAUCAUAGCAUCGGCAACAAAUGGGAGAAUCAUCUUAGAUAGAAUUCCAAUUCCGGCAUAUCACUUGUAGGGAUGUUGCUCAUUCUAGAUAUCCUUUGAUCCACUGCUAAAGAAUCCGCAUCAUCAAUACUCGCCAAAAUCUAGGUUAACUUUCAAUAGAUAGGUUGUACAGAAAAUUUCCAACACAGAUUAUAGGGUGAACAUAGGAAAUCGAAUUCUGUGAUAUAGAGCAAAUUUGUGAGA
Mangifera indica (mango) is the source of this 1258-nucleotide messenger RNA. Its product is annotated as homeobox-leucine zipper protein ATHB-12-like. The record is from RefSeq and is a predicted model, not a curated record. NCBI's taxonomy places the organism in Eukaryota, Viridiplantae, Streptophyta, Magnoliopsida, Sapindales, Anacardiaceae. Gene Ontology annotation, biological process: positive regulation of DNA-templated transcription. The transcript has 2 exons. Gene Ontology annotation, cellular component: nucleus. The coding region runs from base 329 to 946 and encodes 205 amino acids. Gene Ontology annotation, molecular function: DNA-binding transcription factor activity, RNA polymerase II-specific; sequence-specific DNA binding.